UUACUAAUAGGGAGAAAAAGACAAAAAGGAAAGAAGGUGGGCACCGGUUAGGAUUCGAUAGGAUGUGGGGUGGCUGCACGGCUCAUAUUAUAUACAUAGCAUGGCGCGAAGUUCAAUGAAAAUUCUGGAGAACCAAAGGAGAGUGUCGAGUGUGGACCGUGGCUGAUACACCAGACAAAAUCUCUAAACGUUGCAAAUGACAAUUACCAUACCUGUUGGAAAUGGCAAACUUCAUUGCAGAGCGACUAAUUACAGGGGACACUUGGGUUGUGGAAGAGCUUCCUUGUUUUCUAGCCUGCCAUUUAAACGAUGUUUACAUAAUGACCUUUCAUGGUCAAGUGGGUUUUCCAAGCUCUUAAAUCUCCAGCGGUAUAACUUUUCCCAGUCUCCAAUUAAUGAGAAUUGGAGAAUCAUCAGAACAAUUGCAUCAUCAUGCUUGAGAGAUGAUUCCACGAAGUACUUUGAUUUUUCUAUUAUUGGUAGUGGGGUUGCCGGGCUUCGGUAUGCGCUUGAAGUUGCGAAACAUGGAUCUGUUGCCGUAAUCACCAAGGCUGAGCCUCAUGAGAGUAACACAAACUAUGCUCAAGGUGGUGUUAGCGCUGUACUGUGUGCUUCAGAUUCAGUGGAGAGCCACAUGCACGACACCAUUGUGGCAGGGGCAUAUCUGUGUGACGAGGAGACUGUUAGAGUUGUCUGUACAGAAGGACCUGAAAGAAUCAGAGAAUUGAUUGCUAUGGGGGCAUCUUUUGAUCAUGGAGAGGAUGGAAAUUUGCAUCUAGCAAGGGAAGGAGGGCACUCUCAUCACAGAAUCGUUCAUGCUGCUGACAUGACUGGAAGAGAGAUUGAGCGGGCUUUGUUGGAAGCAGUGGAGAAGGAUCCUAACAUCUUUGUGUUUGAACACCAUGUCGCCAUUGAUUUACUGACUUCUCAGGAUGGUUCUGACACGAUUUGUCUUGGUGUUGACACUUUCAAUACUGAAACAUUAGAGGUGACACGAUUUAUUUCAAAGGUGACAUUGCUUGCAUCAGGUGGGGCUGGACAUAUAUAUCCUUUAACCACAAAUCCUCCGGUAGCUACUGGAGAUGGAAUUGCCAUGGCUCAUCGAGCUCAAGCUGUAAUUUCGAACAUGGAAUUUGUCCAGUUCCAUCCAACUGCCUUAGCUGAUGAAGGUCUUCCAGUCAAACCAACCAAGACCCGUGAAAAUGCAUUUCUCAUUACUGAAACUGUCAGGGGAGAUGGAGGCAUCCUAUACAAUCUUGACAUGGAGAGGUUUAUGCCCAUGUAUGAUGAGAGAGCAGAGCUUGCUCCCAGGGAUGUGGUGGCAAGAAGCAUAGAUGACCAGCUUAAAAAGCGUAACGAGAAGUAUGUGCUUCUUGAUAUAAGUCACAAGCCCAGGGAAAAAAUUCUGUCCCACUUCCCCAACAUAGCAGCGGAGUGUCUCCAAUAUGGAUUGGACAUAACUCGCCACCCAAUUCCGAUUGUUCCUGCUGCUCAUUACAUGUGUGGAGGAGUUCGAGCUGGCCUUCAGGGGGAGACCAAUGUCGGGGGCUUGUAUGUAGCAGGUGAAGUUGCCUGCACAGGUUUGCAUGGGGCAAAUCGACUUGCUAGUAACUCAUUGCUUGAAGCACUGGUUUUUGCAAGGAGAGCUGUCCAACCCUCUAUUGAACAUAUGAAGAGCUCUGUUAUUGACUUCAGUGCUUCAAAUUGGUGGCCAAGACCAGUUGUUCCUAUGUCACUUGGGAGCAAUACUGACAAAAUUCUUACAAUGACAAGGGGAGUGAGAAAAGAACUGCAAGAAAUAAUGUGGAAAUAUGUCGGAAUUGUCCGGUCUACGAAUAGGCUCAAAACUGCAGAGAGGAGGAUUGGUAAGUUGGAGGCUAAGUGGGAGGAGUACUUGUUUGAGCAUGGUUGGGAGCCAACUAUGGUGGGGCUUGAGGCAUGUGAAAUGAGGAAUUUGUUUUGUUGUGCAAAGCUGGUGGUAAGCAGUGCUCUUGCUAGGCAAGAGAGCCGCGGGCUUCACUACACAACUGAUUUUCCUGAUUUGGAGGAAAGUAAGAGGCUGCCAACAAUCAUCUUCCCUUCAUCGCCUGUAAAGAGUACAUGGAGUUCAAGACAGGUACACAAGCAAGCCCACGUGUUAGGAAGUUCAUUGGAUUCUUACAAUACUUGAAAUGAUUGAGUACUUAUGAUAAUUCUAUAGAAAGUCUUUAACUAGGAGGAUUGCAAUCUUCCUUGAGAAAGUAGGGGCAGCCUCUAAAUAUGUUGUUUAGUCACCGGGUGCCUAUGGUUAUAAAUCUAUGUUUUUACUUCAAAAGAAAAAAUAUAUAUUCUUACGAAAAACACAGGAAUAUGAUGUUGCAAUUCAUUUGAAUAGUUGCAAAGGUGACUGUCAUGUCAAAUUGUAUAUUUUACAAUACCAAUUACCUAUUACAAUUUAGUUGCGGCGAAUGCUUUCUACAA
Humulus lupulus (European hop) is the source of this 2460-nucleotide messenger RNA. Its product is annotated as L-aspartate oxidase 2-a, chloroplastic. Gene Ontology annotation, molecular function: L-aspartate oxidase activity. Lineage: Eukaryota; Viridiplantae; Streptophyta; Magnoliopsida; Rosales; Cannabaceae. The transcript has 9 exons. Bases 197 to 2170 code for a protein of 657 amino acids. The record is from RefSeq and is a predicted model, not a curated record. Gene Ontology annotation, biological process: NAD+ biosynthetic process.